CCCUCUCGGCCCUUCACCGCCCUGGCAGCGCCGGUCGCCGCGGGUCGGGGUCUUGUGACUUCUGUGUCGGGACCUCCAGGUGAACCCGGGCAGAUCUCCGGCCGAGAAUCUGAAGGAGUCCCGGCCCUUGAGGGCCUCCGGAGUUCAAAUCCCAGGCUUCGACCUUCUGUCGGGUCGGGGUCUCCGGGAGCCGAGUCCGAGCCUGAAACUUUGGGAGGAGGUUGUCAACUGGGGUAUCCGGACCUGGGGCCUCCGGGGAGGGGUGAAGCCGGAGUCUGGGGUGCUUGGAGAGGGGUCACGCCUGGGCCUAGGGUCUCUGGAGCCAGUUCGCCUUCCCGACCGGGGGUCUGGGCAGGCCCUUCCGCGCCGCGCCGCCAUGGGGGCGUUGUGGCCCCUCGCCCUAGCCCUGGCCCUGGCCGGCCUGGCCGCUGCCAGCCCGCCCAACCUGGUGGUCAUCUUUGCCGACGACUUGGGCUAUGGGGACCUGGGCGCCUACGGCCACCCCAGCUCCUCCACCCCCAACCUGGACCAGCUGGCCGCAGGGGGGCUGCGGUUCACGGACUUCUACGUGCCGGUGGCUCUGUGCACGCCCUCGCGGGCCGCCCUCUUGACUGGCCGACUCCCGGUUCGGGUGGGCAUGUACCCUGGAGUUCUGGAGCCCAGCUCCAAAGGGGGCCUGCCCCUGGAGGAGGUGACCCUGGCUGAGGUCCUGGAAGCCCGAGGCUACCUCACAGGCAUGGCUGGGAAGUGGCACCUCGGGGUGGGGCCUGGAGGGGCCUUUCUGCCCCCCCACCAAGGCUUCCACCGGUUCCUGGGCAUUCCCUACUCCCACGACCAGGGCCCCUGCCAGAACCUGACUUGCUUUCCACCGGACACCCUUUGCGAGGGCAGCUGUGACCAGGGUCUGGUGCCCAUCCCACUGCUGGCGAACCUCUCUGUGGAGGCACAGCCCCCCUGGCUGCCUGGACUUGAGGCCCGCUACGUGGCCUUUGCACGUGACCUCAUGGCUGAUGCAAAACGCCAGGGCCGCCCUUUCUUCCUGUACUACGCCUCCCAUCACACCCACUACCCCCAGUUCAGCGGGAAGAGCUUCGUGGGGCACUCAGGCCGUGGGCCAUUUGGGGACUCCUUGAUGGAGCUGGAUGCGGCCGUGGGGGCCCUGAUGGCCACUAUUGGGGACCUGGGACUGCUUAGAGAGACACUGGUCAUCUUUACUGCAGACAAUGGGCCCGAGACAAUGCGAAUGUCUCACGGCGGCUGCUCUGGCCUCCUGCGGUGCGGGAAGGGGACCACCUAUGAAGGGGGUGUCCGACAGCCAGCCUUGGCCUUCUGGCCAGGCCACAUCACUCCUGGGGUGACCCACGAGCUGGCCAGCUCCCUGGACCUGCUGCCCACUCUGGCUGCUCUGGCUGAGGCCCCACUGCCCAACGUCACCCUGGAUGGCUUCGACCUCAGCCCCGUGCUGCUGGGCACAGGCAAGAGCCCCCGGCAGUCUGUCUUCUUCUACCCGAUCUACCCAGAUGAGGUCCGUGGGGUCUUCGCCGUGCGGAGUGGGAAGUACAAGGCUCACUUCUUCACUCAGGGGUCUGCCCACAGCGACACAACAGCUGACCCAGCCUGUCACGCCUCGACCCCACUGACCGCCCAUGAUCCCCCUCUGCUCUUUGACCUGUCCAUGGAUCCUGGCGAGAACUACGACCUCCUGGGAGGGGUGGCCCUGGUCACCCAGGAGGUGCUGCAGGCUCUGAAGGAGCUUCAGCUGCUCAAGGCCCAGUUUGAUGCUGAGAUGACCUUCAGCCCCAGCCAGAUGGCCCAGGGGGAGGACCCCGCUCUACAAGUCUGCUGCCAGCCUGGUUGCAAGCCCCGGCCAGACUGCUGCUACUGCCCGGACACAGGGCCCAGCAUGGGCUCCACUGGGGGCCCCCGAGUCCAGCCGCAGCCUGAGCCCCAGCCCCAGCCUGAGCCCCACCCCCAGCCCCAGCCCCAGCCCCAGCCCCAGCCUGAGCCCCACCCCCAGGCCCAGCCCCAGCCUGAGCCCCACCCCCAGCCCCAGCCCCAGCCCCAGCCUGAGCCCCACCCCCAGCCCCAGCCUGAGCCCCAGGCCCAGCCUGAGCCAGAGCCCCAGCCCCAUCCUGAGCCCCAGGCCCAGCCCCAGCCUGUACCCCAACCCGAGCCUGAGCCCCAGGCCCUGGCCCAGCCCCAUCCUGAGCCCCAGCCCCAGCCCCAGCCCCAGGCCCAGCCUGAGCCCCAGUCUGAGCCCCGGCAGGGCAUGGUCCAUUUGUUACUAUGAGUCUGUGUUUACGCUGAUGGGAGUAUGCGAGGUGCCUUUGUACCCAGUGAGGAUGAUAACACGAGCUGACACAUGGCACCUGUGUGUCCAGCCCCGCUCUGGC
This is a messenger RNA of Loxodonta africana (African savanna elephant), 2393 nucleotides long. It is a transcript of the gene ARSA, whose product is annotated as arylsulfatase A. Bases 377 to 2290 code for a protein of 637 amino acids. The record is from RefSeq and is a predicted model, not a curated record. The transcript has 8 exons. Lineage: Eukaryota; Metazoa; Chordata; Mammalia; Proboscidea; Elephantidae. Gene Ontology annotation, molecular function: arylsulfatase activity.